Ramularia collo-cygni is the source of this 432-nucleotide messenger RNA. RefSeq lists its product as uncharacterized. Bases 1 to 432 code for a protein of 143 amino acids. The transcript is spliced from 2 exons. NCBI's taxonomy places the organism in Eukaryota, Fungi, Ascomycota, Dothideomycetes, Mycosphaerellales, Mycosphaerellaceae. Gene Ontology annotation, molecular function: zinc ion binding. The record is from RefSeq and is a predicted model, not a curated record.
AUGGCUAACAAGAUGGUCGCCCAAAUGAAGAAUCUGACCCUGGAUAGGAUCUAUUGCAGCAAUAAAGAUUGCGGAUCAUUCAUCGGUCCAAAGCACAUCUCGAAAGCACWUGGCUUUGCAGUAUGUACAGCCUGUGAGGCCAUCACUUGUACUGUCUGCAAGAACCACGCACACGAAGACGACGAUUGCCCCGAAGAUCCAGCCAUUCGACAGACUCGAGCUCUGGCGAAGAAAAUGGGAUGGAAGGAAUGCUGGUCCUGUCGCGCGGUGAUAUGUAUCUUCGAAAAAGGCUGCUUCCAUGUUAAAUGUACAUGUGAAGCAGAAUUGUGUUACCGCUGUGGUGGACAGUGGACUUGGGAUCGCGGAUGUCCGUGCCCACUUUGGAAUGAUAGAAAAGUUUGGAAAAAGCGCAAGGCAGCUCGUCGACAGUAA